Molecule: messenger RNA, 2704 nt
Organism: Prunus avium (sweet cherry)
Lineage: Eukaryota; Viridiplantae; Streptophyta; Magnoliopsida; Rosales; Rosaceae
Source: RefSeq, a predicted model, not a curated record
AAUCAAUCAUGGAAUGAUAGUGAAGUCCGCGGAAUUAGGGCCUUUAGUCAACGUCAUACUCUACCAUCCAUUAUUACUUGAACAAAUCACAACAACAGAAAUCUGAUUCUUAAUUUCUCCAAAAAUUUAACGAACACAAACAAAAGUUGAUUUUUAUCUGAUAUCUUUUUCGAAUCCGUGGACAUUAGAAAUCUAAAACGAGGAGAGAGAAAGAAAGAGAGAUAGAGAGGGAGAGAAGAUGGGUUCGGAGGAUGAUGAAAGAGCACUUUUGGAAGCUAAUAUUUUGCAGCAGAGGCAGAGCGUGGCAUCUCUGUAAUUGUUCCGGCAAAUUAAGUAAACAGAAAGAAGACUGGCUGGGCACUGGGCAGUGUCCAGCAGGGGUCAGCUUCGAUGCUGCCUCAGCCUGUUAAGCUAAACUUAAGCUUAAUGAUGAUGAGGCCACUUAAGUGGUAGACUGGUUGUUAAUAGUUGGGACUGAAUAACUUUCUCAUCUAUCUUUUCUUUGAUUCCAUUCCCACUCAUCUUUGAGUUGAUACUCAUAAAAACCAGUCUACACUCAUAGCCAUGAACGUUAAAAGUUGGGACUGAAUAACUUUUUCAACUCCCUCCGGCAUUGACAUCAUCAAUUUGUAUCCCUGAAUGUCACUAAUUUGUGAUCGAAUACUAUAGCCAUUGCAAUUUCAGUCAGGUUGUUGAUACCCCGCUUCUAUUGAGUUCCACAAUGAAUGAAGGCAGUGGCCUCUACGCCGGAGAUGGUUCAGUUGACUCAAAGGGGAAGCCUGCUCUCAAAAAUAAUACUGGACAGUGGAAAGCGUGCUCCUUCAUUCUUGGUACCUUUUUCUGUGAACGCUUGGCUUUCUAUGGGAUUUCUACCAAUCUUGUCAACUAUUUCAUCGAGAAACUACACGAAAGAACUGUUGUUGCUUCAACAAAUAUUACUAAUUGGAAAGGAACUUGCUAUAUUACACCCCUCAUUGGGGCCAUCUUAGCUGAUACUUAUUGGGGAAGAUAUUGGACAAUUGCUGGUUUUACCACAGUCUACUUAAUUGGAAUGUGUACACUGACUCUCUCAGCAUCUGUCUCGGCACUGAAGCCUGCUGAAUGUGUUGGUUCUGUAUGCCCUUCAGCUACUACUGCACAAUAUGCAGUGUUCCUCACUGGACUGUAUCUGAUUGCAUUAGGGACCGGCGGGAUCAAACCUUGUAUAUGGCCUUUUGGGGCGGACCAGUUUGAUGAUACCGAUCCCAAGGAAAGGGUGAAGAAGGGAUCCUAUUUCAACUGGUUUUACUUUUCUCAAAACAUUGGUGCUAUUAUAGCAAGCAGUUUACUGGUGUGGAUUCAGGACAAUGUUGGUUGGGGAAUUGGAUUUGGAAUUCCUACAGCCCUUAUGGGUGUUUGUAUUGCAAGUUUAUUGAUAGGCACACCUCUAUAUCGAUUUCAGAAACCAGGCGGAAGCCCUCUAACAAGAAUAUGCCAGGUUUUGGUUGCAUCAUUCCGCAAAAGGAAUCUGAAGGUGCUUGAGGACAACAGUCUCCUCCAUGAAACACAAGACAGAAGCUCUGCCAUUGAAGGGAGUCGUAAACUGGAGCACAGCAAUGAACUAAGGUGCCUUGAUAAAGCUGCCGUGAUAUCAGAUGCUGAAAUUGAACAUGGGGACUUGUGUAAUCCAUGGAGGCUUUGUACCGUUACACAGGUGGAGGAACUGAAGAUUUUGAUCCGCAUGUUUCCAAUAUGGGCAACAGGAAUUGUGUUUUCUGCUGUGUUUGCCCAAAUGUCCACACUGUUUGUGGUACAAGGGAAGCUGAUGAAAAGAACUCUGGGUUCUGUCACCAUUCCUGCAGCAUCUCUCUCAUUUUUUGAUUUCGUAAGUGUUAUUAUCUGGGUCCCCAUCUACGAUAGCAUAAUCAUCCCAAUCGUUAAAAAGUUAACAAGGAAGGAGAGGGGCUUCUCGCAGUUGCAACGGAUGGGAAUCGGGUUGUUUGUAUCAAUUCUAUGUAUGGCAGCUGCUGCAUUGGUAGAGAUUAAGCGAUUGCAGCUUGUCGCAGAGCUUGGAUUGGAAGACGAAAAGGCUGCUGUACCACUUAGUAUACUUUGGCAAAUUCCCCAGUACUUCUUGCUGGGCGCUGCAGAAGUUUUUACGUUCAUCGGACAGCAUGAGUUCUACUAUGAGCAAGCUCCAGAUGCCAUGAGGAGUUUGUGCAGUGCAUUGUCUCUUCUCACAAAUUCAUUGGGGAAUUACCUCAGCUCUCUCAUUCUGACUAUUGUAACUUACAUCACAACAAAGGGUGGGAAGGCUGGAUGGAUUCCAGAUAACUUGAAUGAGGGCCAUCUUGAUUAUUUCUACUGGCUUUUAGCUGGACUCAGCUUCUUAAAUUUGGUGGUGUACAUGGUCUUUUCCAGAAACUACAAAGAGAAGAAGGCUGCUGCUGCUUAAGAUCUCAACAAGGCAUUCUUUCAACCUAAGAUCUCUUCUCACCAAGGGAUUGUUACCUAUAUUAUCAUUGUAAAUAGAAGUUUGAUAUGUAACAUGUUUCCAAUGUGGCAUUAUUUCUGGAAACAAUUGUUGUUCAUUGUGUAUAUGAGCAUUUACAUGCUCUGCAAUUGUAAGUUUCCUUAGUCAAAAGGAGUAUGUAAUUGGAUUGCGAUGGUUAAGUAAUUUCUCAACCAUCAUUCUUUCAGCAUUAAAGUCUCCCUUUGUUUUUUC